AUGAACCCGAAUGCUGCUCGAAGUGCCAUCUCCGCUGCACAUCGAGUUAGAACGAUAGCCGCAACCUGUAACAAAGGGACUAGGAUUUGUUCAACAUCCCGCACACUUGGAAGGGUCUAUAAUUCAUCUCUAUCCACAUCUACAUCGUCGUCUUCAACACCAUCUAUAGAGCAUAAUAUAUUCAAUGGAUCUACAACUAACCAUAAUUCCCACUCGUCCCAGUCCCAUGGACACAAACAACCGUUGGCGCACUAUCACAACCUAGUAGAAAGCGGGACACUAAGAGGAGACGAGCAUCAGACUCGUAUAAUACAGAAGCUACAAGAUUUACACGACGAGUUGAUGGAUUAUACUCCUCCACCUAUACCAGACGCAGAUCCUUCAAACUCUCUGAUUUCCCGUCUUUUCUCCCGAAACGAUCCGACUCCCAGUCAACCUCCUGAAGAUGUACCAAAGGGUCUAUACUUAUACGGAGACGUUGGAACAGGCAAAACGAUGCUCAUGGACUUGUUCUACUCAUCUCUUCCUCCAUACAUUCAACGUAAACGACGGGUGCACUUUCAUGCAUUCAUGAUCGAUGUCCACAAAAGGCUACACGCAGCCAAGAUAGCUAUGGGUUACAAAGGCGGUGAUCCAAUUAUACCGGUGGCAAGGGACCUUGCGAGGGAAGCGUAUGUUCUCUGCUUCGAUGAAUUUCAGGUGACUGAUAUAGCGGAUGCGAUGAUUCUAAGGCGCUUGUUAGAGAAUCUGUUAAAUUAUGGCGUCGUAGCUGUUAUAACUUCAAAUCGACAUCCGGAUGACCUUUACAAGAACGGCAUUCAGAGGUCAAGCUUUGUACCUGCCAUUGAGCUAUUGAAGAGUCGAUUUGAUGUCACUGACCUCGACUCGGGAACCGACUACCGCCGCGUACCUAGAGCCCUCUCCAAGGUCUACUACCAUCCAUUGACACCGUCGAACGCACUAGAAAUAGAGAAGAUUUUUAAAUCCAUGACGCAUCAUGAUGACAAGGAUCCCCCUGUCAAGAACCGCCAACUUACAAUCUGGGGUCGCAAGCUCAGCAUACCGGAAAGCACUAGCAAGGUUGCAAAGUUCAGAUUCGAUGAGUUGUGCGGGAAACCAUUGAGCGCAGCUGACUACCUCGAGAUAACAAAGACUUUUGGGACAUUGUUUGUCCUAGACGUCCCGAAAAUGGGGAUGGACAGUAAAGACAAGGCUCGGAGGUUCAUUACAUUUAUAGAUGCUUGCUAUGAGAGCAAGACGAAGCUUUUCGUCACUUCAGAAGUACCGGUAUUUCAAGUCUUUUCCGACGAAGACGCAGCUUCAGGAAAGCCCAUUUCUGACCACAUGCGUGGUAUAAUGGAUGAUCUGGGUAUUUCGCAAGACGUAGUGGGCAAAAGCUCGAUUUUCUCUGGUGAAGAGGAGUUGUUUGCUUUCGCUAGAGCCUGUUCACGUCUGGUACAGAUGGGAAGUAAAGAAUGGGUUGAUACUGCUGGCCAGCAUUAA
Messenger RNA from Lentinula edodes (shiitake mushroom), 1503 nucleotides. RefSeq names its product AFG1-like ATPase-domain-containing protein. Gene Ontology annotation, molecular function: ATP binding; ATP hydrolysis activity. The record is from RefSeq and is a predicted model, not a curated record. The transcript has 9 exons. Lineage: Eukaryota; Fungi; Basidiomycota; Agaricomycetes; Agaricales; Omphalotaceae. The coding region runs from base 1 to 1503 and encodes 500 amino acids. Gene Ontology annotation, cellular component: cytoplasm; mitochondrion. Gene Ontology annotation, biological process: protein quality control for misfolded or incompletely synthesized proteins.